AUGCUCAUAGGAGCGGAAGCAUUUUUUGAAAUUAUGAGGGCAGGCGAUAUUAACAUACCAGGUACUGAAAUAGUUUUGAGAAAUUCUGUUUUUGGGUUUAUCUUUACGGGAGCAAUAUGUACAAAUAGUCAGGAUAAAGCUAAAGACUUCUGUGGGUUAAUCAGCCAAUCUACUAACACUUUAGAGCAAACCCUGAGAAAGUUUUGGGAAGUUGAGGAGUGCUUAAGCUCAAAAGAGCUCAAUUACAUGAGCCUAGAAGAUAAUUUAUGCGAGCUGCAUUAUCAAAAUACGCACAAGAGAGACGACACUGGUAGAUACAUAGUUCAAAUGCCAAUCAAAGAUCUCCAUAAGCUGGGAGAAUCCAAACAUUUAGCAGAGCAAAAACUUAAUCAGCUUUGGAGACGGCUUUCUAAAAAUGACACUAUGAGGAGUCAUUAUAUUAAAUUCAUGCAAGAAUACCUAGACAUGGGUCACAUGGAGCCCGUAGAAGCAGAGGAUGAUCAAGAUCCAGAGGAUAAAAGCAAUUAUCCUCACUGCUAUCUGCAGCAUCAUGGAGUCUACCGCCCUGAAAAGUCUACAACUCCUCUCAGAGUAGUCUUCAACGCCUCUGCACCUACUUCAACUGGUGUAAGCUUAAAUGAUCUACAAAUGAAAGGACAGGUAAACGAGGACAUUUUUGACAUUUUGGUGCGUUUCCGUAAACAUCACAUUGUGUUCACGACAGAUAUUCAAAAAAUGUUCCGUCAAAUAUUAGUUGAGCCUUCCCAAAGAAACCUUCUUCGCCUCCUUUGGAAAACAAGCGAGUAUCAACCUUGCAAAACGUACCGAUUGAAAACCGUAACAUACGGCACAACUUCAGCUCCUUUUUUGGCCACUCGAACAAUCCUCCAGGCAGCCAAAGAUGAGUCUGAAAGAUUUCCUCUUGCGGCCGAGGUUCUCGAGAGGGAUAGUUACAUGGAUGAUGUGGUCAGUGGAGUGGACAACGUACUUACAGCUGUGCGUCUUAAAUCUGAGUUGUCUGGUCUUCUAAGAUCUUGUGGCAUGGAGUUACAUAAGUGGAGAUCCAAUGCAGUUGAGUUAGACGAGUCAACUGAUGUCGUAGAGCACAGAUUUACCGACACUGACGAGACUACAAAAACGUUGGGUGUCAUCUGGAAUGCCAGAACAGAUGAAUUCCGGUUUCAACUCACUUCGUUAAAAGGGCAAGAAACCAAUACAAAGAGAGAUGUGCUUAGCGUCAUAGCACGAAAAGACAAAUGUGUUAGAGUUUGCAGUGUGAAAACCAAACGUGGUAUUUUCAAACGUCCUAUCACUAAGCUAGCCAUUUUACCAGUACCAGUUGAAGUUUGA
Parasteatoda tepidariorum (common house spider) is the source of this 1350-nucleotide messenger RNA. RefSeq lists its product as uncharacterized. Gene Ontology annotation, molecular function: nucleic acid binding. Gene Ontology annotation, biological process: DNA integration. The record is from RefSeq and is a predicted model, not a curated record. Lineage: Eukaryota; Metazoa; Arthropoda; Arachnida; Araneae; Theridiidae.